Messenger RNA from Alosa alosa (allis shad), 2020 nucleotides. RefSeq names its product small ubiquitin like modifier 1 (gene sumo1). Gene Ontology annotation, biological process: protein sumoylation. The record is from RefSeq and is a predicted model, not a curated record. Gene Ontology annotation, molecular function: ubiquitin-like protein ligase binding; protein tag activity. The transcript is spliced from 5 exons. Lineage: Eukaryota; Metazoa; Chordata; Actinopteri; Clupeiformes; Clupeidae. Gene Ontology annotation, cellular component: PML body; nucleus. Bases 122 to 424 code for a protein of 100 amino acids.
GGUCAGUGCUUUCUGUGUUGUGGGGGUUGGCUGUGUAGGUAGAGCUAGUGAAGAUAACCUAUCAAGAUCAUUGAACUGUAAAUAAAAACUCUUUCAAAAAGGUCUCGCAUUGUGGAAUACAAUGUCAGAUACGGAGACCAAGCCUUCAAGUGAUGGAGGAGAGAAAAAGGAUGGAGAAUAUAUUAAAUUAAAGGUGAUCGGCCAGGACAACAGUGAAAUUCACUUCAAGGUGAAGAUGACGACACAUUUAAAGAAGCUGAAAGAAUCCUACAGCCAGAGACAGGGUGUUCCCAUGAAUACCUUAAGGUUUCUUUUUGAAGGACAGAGAAUUGCAGACAACCAGACUCCCAAAGAGCUUGGAAUGGAAGAUGAGGAUGUCAUUGAAGUGUACCAAGAACAGACUGGUGGCCAUUGGAAUGACUAGAAGAAAAUCCUCCUCGCUUUUUCUUUUUAUUGUUAUUUUUUAUUUUGUAUGUAUGACUUUAUUCUCUGGUUUUAUUUGCUAUUCCCAUUGAUAGGAAAGGAGAUCAUGCAACCAUCUGGAUCAAAAUAUCCCCUCCUGCCACCACGAUUGCAGAAUUUUAAUAGAUGAUGUUGAGCCAGAAUGUGUGAAUGGAUGGAUAACAUUUCCUUCUCUUCAGCAGUGUUCAUUUUUUCUUUCUCUUCUUUCCUUAAUCCUUCUCACUUUCCCCCUUUCUCUCAUCUCUCUUGUGUACCUCGCAUACAGGGUAUACAAGUCAGGACGUGUGCUUAGUGAGAUCAGAUACAGUGACUUGUUGGGUUCUGCCCAAAACUCAGGACGAUCCCUCAUAAUACUCCACUGCCUGUGUGUGUGUUGUGUGUGUGUGUGUGUGUGUGUGUGUGUGUGUGUGUGUGUGUGUGUGUUGUGUGUGUGUGUGUGUGUGUGUGUGUGUGUAUGUGUGUUGGGGGGCUGUCUGUCUGAUUUUGAGUGCAAAGAAGCUUUCAUCUCAUGUCUCCAUAGUCUCUGUAAGCACCUCAUAGCUCUCGAGGCCACAGUGUGGCCUACCAUGCUAAAUGUACUUCCGAGCCCUGUUGUGACGGGGGUUUGAUACUACAGCCUAAUCAGGAACCACUCCUAGAGUCAACACUCUUCCUCCGUGCAGAGCUGGCAUGAGUAGGCUUCCCCUGAGUCAAGGGCACAUGUGCCCUCUGUAGGUGACUUCACAUACACAUGUUAAUUUCGGGAUGAACUUAACAAUAGUACAAUGACGAGAGCUUCAUAAUACACCUUUGUGAUGAUGACUUCUCAUUUAUUGCUAAACAGAGGUGUGUUGUGGAACUUUAGCCUGCAGGUUUUGUCCUUAUAGUAAGCUCUAAUAUAAUGUAUAGAGCUUUCAAUCAGAGUAAUAUCUGAUGUCUGACCAUUGGCAAUAUGUUGAAGGGGAAACCAGUGCAUUUAUCCCUAAUCCUUUGCAAUCACAUACUGAUUGCUAUUCAGACCGAUUUUUUUUAAAAAAAAUUUUUUAAUCAAAAUGAAAAUAUUGAAGAAUGUGUGUUUAAAUGUUUAAUUUAGUCUGAGUGAAUGAUUUAUUAAGCCCAAAUAAGUGCUUGCAUGUCUGUGAACAUAACUUUGAUCAUGUUUAAAUGGUUCAUUUACAUUGAAAAGGUGUUCCAGUAAAUCUUGGCUGUGUGUUGUUGUUUUUCACUGAUUGUUUUUGAGGACAGGGUUGUUAUUUUCUACAUCAACUUGCAGCGCAUGUUUAACCUGUAAUCAUGCUUAUUUAUUUUUAACUGUGUGACUUUCCAUUCUUUUUCAAAUGAUCCCAUGCUCACUGUGUCUUCUAAGACUCCCAAAAAAUAAGUUUCUUGUUUGUGUGAUUGAAUGGCAUGUAAAGGUGGAUUUGUGUGUGUUCAUUUUACUGCAGCAUCAUACUUCUAUUGUUUCUAAAGUAUUAUAUUUUUCUUUAUAAAGGAUAGCUGAUCCAGGUGGUUUUAUGGACAUAGAAUGGAUAUUAUUUUUCUUUUGUCUUGUUUUAUAAAUAAAAUGUGUCAGAAAACA